AUAAAAGCGAAGAAGAAAAAUUUCUGCUGACUAGUGUGCAUAGUGCAUCAAGUUAAGCACGAUGAUUAAACUAUUCCUCAUUACUUUACUUUGCGUGACGCUGGUGUUUGCCGAAUCGCCACUAGAAAACUUUCGAAAUGUACGAGCACUGGACAAACCAAUGACAGGAUUACAUGCGAAAUUAGUACGACGAUCACCACCUGGAGGGGGAGGAGCAGGAGGGGAAGGGCAUGGAGGAAUGUCAGGAGGAUUUGGUGGAAGUAUGGGUGGAGGAGCAGGAGGAAGCGGCAAAUAAUGAUCAUGAAAAUCAUAUGGAUCAUCGUACAAUGAAUAGUUUAUGCUCUUUAGGUCUCUGGAUAGAUAUGGAUAUUGAAGCCUAUCAUUAUAAGAUAGAUAAAAAUGAUUUAGAUUUCACUCCGCACUUUGACACGUCUUUAUUAGAUUGCUUUGCACACUCAAGAACCCCGAUGAUUUUAAAAUAAAACUUAGCACUCUGCAAAAUA
Molecule: messenger RNA, 503 nt
Organism: Camponotus floridanus (Florida carpenter ant)
Lineage: Eukaryota; Metazoa; Arthropoda; Insecta; Hymenoptera; Formicidae
Product: glycine-rich RNA-binding protein 2-like
Exons: 6
Coding region: 62-295 (77 amino acids)
Source: RefSeq, a predicted model, not a curated record